UUCCUGGCCAGACUAAGAUCCGUAGUAUGCCAACGCUGCCAUGCUGCUGAGACAACGCCUGGACAACGGCUAGGUCGGCUGUGGAUCAGGAUCAGGUUUCGGGUCAUGGACAGCAUCAGCAGGAUGCGUACUCGAUGGCGUGUGCGGAUCACAUUGCUCUGCUUGUGGCUGGCCCUGGAGGCACCCAAUGAGACGGAGGCGGCAGAGGUCACAGUCCCACUGGUGGGACUCCAUUCGGAUCAACUGGUGGCGGGUGAGGGUCAACUGGUGGUCCCCCGUCGCGUCCAUGCCGAUGGGAAGUUUAUGACACAUUCUCUGGCCUAUGCCCAUGAUCGUGAUCAUCGGCGGCAUCGCCAGCGACGCAGUCUCCUGGAACAGGACGAGGGACAGGCGGCGGAGCUACAUUUGCAGCUGCCGCUGGCCAAUGAGACGCUCCAUUUGGAGCUAAUGGCGCAUAGUUACUUCCUGGCUCCCCAUUUGGUGGUGGAGCGGCAUCGUCGUGACCUUCGCACCCGAUCUACGCUGACGGCGAGGCAUCUCAACUGUCAUUUCCAUGGCAAGGUGCGUGGUCAGCCGGAUACCAAUGUGGCCAUCUCCACCUGCUCGGGAUUGGUGGGUCACAUCCGCACGGCCAGCAAUGAGUACUUCAUUGAGCCAUCGAAGCAGCACGAGGCUCAUCCUGUCAACGGUCAUCCGCACAUUGUCUUCCAGCGUUCCUCCGUGAAGCCAAGGCAAUCCCGGAUGCGUAAUAAGCGCAAACGUGGAGGUGGAUCUUCGGGAACGGGUUCCCCCAGCUCAGAGGUCAGUAACUGCGGCACACGAGAGCCGCGCCGACGCAUGGAGACGCGGCUGGAGUGGCAGGCCAGGGGUAAGGUCAAGAUCCAGGGAGGACGUCAGAUCCGGCGGAGGCACCACAACAAGCAUCAUCAACACAACCACCGGCGAAUGCAGCACCAGCGGAAGUCACAGCCCCGGAAGUUGCAGUUGCAUCGCACAAAGUUCAAGUAUGAGACCCAACAGUUCCAACAGCCUGAGAUACCACGACGGAGGCGCUCCAUUAGCAGUCCAAGGCAUGUGGAGACCUUGAUUGUGGCCGAUGCCACCAUGUCGGCAUUUCACAAGGACCUCAAUGGUUACCUCCUGACCAUUAUGAAUAUGGUUUCUGCGCUGUACAAGGAUCCCAGCAUUGGCAACUCCAUUGAGAUUGUGGUGGUGCGCAUCAUUCAGUUGGAUGAGGAGGAGUCACAGCAGCAACUGAAUCUUACACAGAAUGCUCAGAAGAAUUUGGAUCGAUUUUGCAGUUGGCAGCACAAACUGAACAAGGGCAGUGAGAAGGAUCCUCAUCAUCACGAUGUGGCUAUACUCAUCACACGCAAGAAUAUCUGUGCCAAUAAUUGCAUGACCCUUGGCCUGGCCAAUGUGGGUGGCAUGUGUAAGCCAAAGCAAUCGUGCAGCGUCAACGAGGACAAUGGCAUCAUGCUCUCCCACACCAUCACCCAUGAACUGGGUCACAAUUUUGGCAUGUUCCAUGACACCGCCAAGAUUGGCUGCCAUCCGCGAGUGGGUCCCAUUGUGCACAUUAUGACGCCCACCUUUGGAGCGGAUACACUGCAGGUUUGCUGGUCAAACUGUAGCCGGAAGUACAUAACACAUUUCCUGGAUCAGGGAUUGGGCGAGUGCUUGGAUGAUCCACCCACACCUUUGAAUGAAUACAACUAUACUGGAGAACUACCUGGUAUGCGGUAUAAUGCCCGCGGCCAGUGCCGUCUCCAGUUCAACCUGACCAAUGACAGUGAGGUGGGCGCCUGCUCCGCCCCCCAUGAGUUCUGUUCGACGUUGUGGUGCAAGGUCAAUGGUGAGUGUGUCACCCACAUGCGUCCCACUGCCCCGGGCACACUGUGCGGCAGGAAUAAGUGGUGUCAGAAUGGCAAGUGUGUCCGCCGUGAGGAGCUAGCCGCCAUCAAUGGAGGCUGGGGCGAUUGGAGCGAGUGGAGUGACUGCUCACGGAGCUGUGGUGGCGGUGUGUCCACUCAGCAGCGGGAAUGUGACUCCCCAGUGCCGGCCAAUGGUGGUGUCUUUUGCAUAGGCGAACGGAAGCGCUACAAGAUCUGCCGGAAACGACCAUGCCCGGAGCAGGAGCCCAGCUUUAGGGCACAGCAGUGUGCCCGAUUUGAUAAUGUCAGCUAUCAGGGUGCCACCUACAAGUGGUUGCCCUUCUUCGACAAGGAUAAUCCCUGCCGUCUAUUCUGCACCGAUGUGGACGACACCAUCAUUGCCAAUUGGGGCUCCACGGUCCUGGACGGCACACCCUGCACACUGGGCACCAAUAACAUGUGCAUCGAUGGCAUCUGCAAGAAAGUUGGUUGCGAUUGGAUCGUCGACUCGGAGAUGCAGGAUGAUCGUUGCGGUGUCUGUGGCGGCUCUGGUGAUCAGUGCCAGCCGGUGAGGGAUGUCUUCCUUGAUCCAUUUGCUGCCAAGGAUGGAGCUUAUGUGGAAAUUGUAACCAUACCAGCCCGAGCACGUCACAUACUCAUCCGGGAGCAGGCCAAUUCGCCGCACUUCCUUGCCGUGGGUCGAGCCCAUAGCGAUCGGUUCUAUCUGAAUGGCGACAGCCUCAUCUCCAUGCCGGGUGAAUUCGAGAUAGCCGGAGCCGAGAGCCUUUACGAUCGGGUCGAUGAGCAGGAGACCAUCACAAUACCUCAGCCCAUCCAGCAUUCCAUAUCGCUAUAUGCAAUUGUGCGCGGCAAUGAGAGUAAUUCGGGCAUCUUCUACGAAUUUACUCUUCCGGCGGUGAACAUCAGCGCCGGCCGGCAGUUCAUGUGGCGCCUGAGCAACUGGACCGCCUGCUCCGCCAGCUGUGGCGGUGGGGUGCAGCAUCGCGAGCCGGUAUGCCAGGAGAAUGGAAAGAUGCUGGGCGACACGCUGCCCUGUUGGACACAUGCCAAGAACAGGAGGUCCCAGCGACAGACGCGCGCCUGCGCCGAGCAACCAUGUCCGGCUCACUGGUGGCCAGGACCGUGGCAAUUCUGUCCGCUCACCUGCCGCCCGCCAGGAUCAUCAGCUCCUCCGCUGCGCCGGCGUUCUGUUGUCUGCCUGGACCAGCACGACGUGGUGGUGGCUGAUGCAGAGUGCGGCCCGCUGGCCAAGCCACCGGAAACGGAACCCUGCGAGGCCACCUUGCCCUAUUGCCGGUCGAAGGAGUGAGCUUCCGGCGGAAAUAUAUUUAUUCACAGUACAGGAACAGUGCGAACAUACAAUAUUUAUUCACGCGUGCCACAGGAAUUGCAGUAGCUUUGGAAUCACUUAAUAUAUGUCCCGAAAGUUACUUUUGGACAGCUUUUUAAUUGAUUUCUAGCCCGCAGCGAUUUCUGUGGUGCUUCCAGUUUAGCGAGUAAUCCUUUCGAGUGGAGGUUACAACGUUUUUGCAACUCCCUCAUUUUGGUUAAUUUUUUUUAUUUAAAAUUUGAAUUCUUGUCUUGACGCGCGCUAGUGAUGUGUUAUUUGUAAGUGCAAAUUGUAAUGUGCUUUCGAUAGUAUUGAAUCGAUCCUAUCGAUAAAUUUGUGACACAAAAAUCUUGUGAAAAAUAAGUUAAACUAGAGAGUAAGCCGACAAUUUAAUGCCCUUUCAGUUGCAACUGGAAAAUAUAUGUUUGGCAAGAUCGUUUCUAUGGGCGACUUAUAUACCAAGUCGCGUAAAGUCGGUUAAACUUUAUAAAAUUCUAUAAAUGUAUUGCUUAAAUCGUCUAAUAGAUAUAUAUUUAGGCAUAUUGGGUCGGAUAGCUCCUGGGGCAGCUAAGAUAAACAGAUUUCCGACUAUAACAUCUGCAACUUAAUAUACUUUAAGGCACUUUUGUAAGAGAAUAAAACAUAAAGUUAAAUUUGCAA
Messenger RNA from Drosophila serrata, 3885 nucleotides. It is a transcript of the gene AdamTS-B, whose product is annotated as ADAM metallopeptidase with thrombospondin type 1 motif B. The record is from RefSeq and is a predicted model, not a curated record. Gene Ontology annotation, cellular component: extracellular matrix. Lineage: Eukaryota; Metazoa; Arthropoda; Insecta; Diptera; Drosophilidae. Gene Ontology annotation, molecular function: metalloendopeptidase activity. Gene Ontology annotation, biological process: extracellular matrix organization; proteolysis.